AUGGCUGAGGAUGCAUCAAAGUAUCUCACCUCCCUCAGUAAAUCAGUUUCUUCCCUCGUGCCUGCUUCUUUUUUCUUCCAGCACUUCAGUUGCAAAACUGAAUUCCUCUCCUACCUGAUCCUGUGUGUUGCCAAAAUGCCGUUCAUACCACCUGUGUCAAUUGCACGCUCUGUGUCAGGACUGACAGGGAAGGAGAGACCUAUCAACAGCACUUCAUCUACAACUACUGUGGCUAAGACAAGAGUCCCAAGAGAAGACAAAGGCAGCUCAGUGAAGGAGCGACUGACUUUGAACCUCAAACAGUUGGGGAAGAAGAGCCAACCGAGGAGUCAUCUGCCAACAGCCAAAGGAGGGUCAGGGGCCGAGCUGCAUGCAAAGAGAAGAGACAGAUUGCUGCCCUCAUCACAAACAGACAUCUUCCCUGCCUCCAGCUCGGGUGAGUCCCCUUUAAAGACACAGCAGCAGAGACAUGCGAGCCAGAGCUCUGUAAAGAGUGAACCACAGGUGAAGAUAAGGACCAGACCUCAGGAGGAGGCCCGUUUCACACUGACACUCACACCUGAGGCUGUUCUGCUGCUACAGCGGAGGAACAGUGAGAGACAUCAACGCUCAGCAGCCAGAACUGCUGAAAGUGGAGCUGGUGUUUCUGGAGGCGCCACAGAUUCCAGGCGUCGGAGGGAAAAUGUUUCUAAAAGGCAUCAAUCAGCAAUGCAGAGACACAGCACUCCAAACAACAGAGCUGCUGUGAAAAACAAUAGUGAUGCUGAACCGGGGGAUAUAAGCUCAAUUGUGAAAAUCUCACUUCUGAACGAACAACACAAGUAUGAUGAUGUGGAGUAUGAGGAAGAGGAGGACUAUGGUGUGGAUGAGCGUGUGGUGCUGAAAUGUACUGAGUGGCUCCGUGGGUUGGAGAACACACCUGUGACAGUGGGGAACAGCCUGAAUAAGAGUGCAAGCAGUGUGAAAAGUUUCUAA
Molecule: messenger RNA, 975 nt
Organism: Toxotes jaculatrix (banded archerfish)
Lineage: Eukaryota; Metazoa; Chordata; Actinopteri; Toxotidae
Product: proline-rich protein 18-like
Exons: 1
Coding region: 1-975 (324 amino acids)
Source: RefSeq, a predicted model, not a curated record